GAGGAGGGGUGGUUCGAGUAGUGGGUGUCCGAUAGUCGGAUGAAUGCCCAAGGGCAAGGCCUGGCUGCCUGCCGGGCCUGGUGAGUGAGGACAUUCCGCUCUGGGCCGCCUCGUAGCAAGUGCGGUGCACGCCAGGCAUAAUCACAGCCUUUCCCCGGAGAUUUCGGCCCCCCGCCCGGCCGUUGCAGAGUAGGGAGCAAGGCAAGCGAGGAAGGAUUUAGAAUAUCUGCAAAUUUCCAGUUGAAAAAUUCCAUUCAAAUCAUCUUCAAGACCAUGUCGCUAAUUGAAAAUAGUAUAAUUGACCCAGAAGGAUAAGCACCUGCAACGCAUGGAUACUGAAGCACGAAACCAACCAAAGGACCUUGUCUUACCUGGGACUAAGCAGGAUUUAACGCAACAGAUUCCUUGUGUGGGACCUACUAAAUACUAUAUCUGUGGCUAUUUUGCAGCCUUCACUAAUAUUGCUACCACUUUCCCCAUACAGAAAGUGUUGUUUCGGCAGCAGCUAUAUGGACUAACAACAUUGGAUGCUAUUCGUCAAUUAAAGCAGGAUGGCUUUCGCGUUCUGUACCGGGGAAUUCUGCCUCCACUCCUCCAAAAGACAACAACUGUAGCAUUGAUGUUUGGCUUGUAUGAGGACUUAACAUGCCUCUUGAAGAGAACAACUAAUGCCCCAGAACUUCUGACUCGUAGUGUUUCUGCAGUAUUGGCAGGGACUGCAGAGGCAGUGCUGACACCAUUUGAGAGAGUGCAGGCUUUGCUGCAAGAUCGCAGACAUCAUAACCGAUUCACAAAUACCUUUGAUGCCUUUAAAGCUUUGAAAGUCCAUGGUUUGGGGGAAUAUUACAGAGGACUUGUGCCAAUUCUCCUCCGCAAUGGACCUAGUAAUGCAUUGUUUUUUGCCUUGCGAGGGCCUGUAAAAGAAUCCCUACCAGAAGCUACUACAUACAGUGCUAAUGUGCUCAAUGACUUCAUCUGUGGAGGAUUUUUGGGGUCUGUACUUGGAAUAAUGUUUUAUCCAAUUAAUGUGGUGAAAGCACGUAUGCAGUCUCAAGUUGGAGGAGAAUUUCAAUCUUUUACAAAAGUCUUCAUGAAAAUUUGGAGGGAACGGGAUGGCAAACUGUCCAGUGUAAUGCGAGGAGUGCACCUCAACUAUCAUCGGUCAAUUUUAUCAUGGGGCAUAAUCAAUGCAACCUAUGAAAUUUUGCUUAAAUUGAUCUGAGAGAAUUUUCCAAAGUUUCAUCCCUAACUGGAGCAAUAGCUUGAGCUCCAUAUUUUGUUUCUGGUAUUUGAUGUCAUCUCCUGCACCAUCUAUUGUGCAGACUUUCUCUUCAGUUCCAUCAAUCAAAUGCAUUUUGCCCAGCUUAUUUAAUGCAUGGGGCAGGAAGAGUCUAUCUUGAAGUAAAAAGAGAUCUGGUUUUUCUUAUGACCAAAUUUGAGAAUAUUUUGGAGUUACUUGGCUUUCAUUUUCCAUUGAAGUAAAGGGAGAGUAUGGGUCAUGAACCAGAUGAUGGAUACAAAUUAUUAUUUCAUCAAACCUACCUCAAAGAGGAUGGUUCAUAUUCCUUCUAAGCUCCUGGAAAUAAUUAUUUUUUGUCUUUAUUCUAGGCUUUACUGUCAGUUUCCAUAUAAAUUUAAAGCUUGCAUUAUGAUCUGAAACUUUUGUCCAGUUCUGCAAGAACCUGUUAUUUUUUUAAAUAGAUGUUUUUUUCCAAACUUAAGAGAUAUUAUAUCAAUUGUUAUCUUUUUUUGCUCUUGAUUUGUUGUGGUAAACUACAUGUUCUAUUGCUUUAACUUGCCCUUAACAUGGUUUAUGUAGUAUGCGAUUGAAGUGUUUGGGGUAACAUUGUCAAAUCAAUUUUUAGUUACCUUGUGAUAAUUGGAAAAGUUCCCUGUCUGUAUGCCUUGUUACCAACUGCUGUGUCCAUGCUGUGGUUGCACGACUGUUUAUCACUUUGCUGAUACAGACAGACCAAUGUCCUUAACACUUCAUUCUUUAUUAGAUUAAGUGGUACUGCAUUCAAAUACAAUAUUAAGUGUUCUGUGAGUACUUAUUUCUUUGAAGCAUUCUAGGAUAACAUAGAAUGCUUCAGCAAUCCACCCCAUAUUGACUUAAUUUGUCCUUUUAUCUUGUUGAGUAAUCAACUUUUGCACCUUUUGUUGAAAAUUAUAUUAAACUGGAUAUGGGUACUGAAUAGUUAUUUCAAUGUUGUGUUUUUUCCUAUUGCUUCAAAGUUAUUGAUAAUCUAAACAAAUGUCUGAACUUUGGUAAAACUUGGUCAUUGUGAAGAUACUUGAGGCAGGCUCAACAUGGAUGUAUUAUGAAGUAACUGCCAAUUUCUGUCCCCCUCACCGCCAAAACCUAGGAAUUGCUGAUCUCCAUGGGGAUCUGUACAACGGAGAAUUUCUCCAGUAGGAAAAUUCAUUUCGGAUGCUCAUGGUUUUUCUGAGCAUUGUUGGAGAUCUAAAAGCAGAUGGUUCAUCAGCCCACGAAGUUACAGGAAUGGAGUUAGCAUUUCAGGUUGGGAUCCUUUGUCAGAAGAAAUGCUGUCUAAUCUGCUGAGCAUAUCCAGAAUUCUCUGUUGUACUUCAAUUUUCCAGCAUCUUCUUUUGUUUUCAUGUACUGUUGCAUUAACUAGCACUUCUCUUCCAGAAGAAGUUGUCUUUCGCUCUCCAGCAGGAUUUUCUUCCAUCUCUUUUGCUCAUCCAUAGUGGUUUCUUUUUCCUUAGCAAACGUCUCCAGCUUCAACUCAUCCCACAUGGAUAUCAAUUCAAUUUCUACCCUUCACAAUUCUGACCUACUCAGGAUCACAGGCAUGUUCAAACUAUCAGUAUUUCUCAGGGCACUAUUCUCAUUGCAUCCUGAGAAUCAUGUUUUAUGCUGUGCCUUGGCACAUUAUUCUCUUGACCUUUCUCUGCAACAACAUCUGCAUUCACGAAAGUGAAGAACUAUGUAAUUGGAGAAUUUGGGGAAGGGGAUGGUGAAACUCUGGAAUGUGUUAUCAUUCAGAAGGUGAUAUUAGAUGUCGUAGUGGGCUUAUAGGUAGAUAAAUCCUCAGAGCUAUAUCAAUUAUAUCCCAGGCUGCUACAAAAGAAGGCUGCUGGGGCCCUGAUAGAUUUUCUAAAGUCUUCACUAACCACAGGUGAGGUGCCAAAUAAUGAGAGGCAGCAAAUGUACCUUUUAUUCAGGAAGGGCUGGUGGGAUAAGUCAGAUGUGUCUUGUAUAAGCAACUAAGUCUUGCAACAGUGGUAGAGAAGAUGCUGGAAAAAAGUCUUAAGGGUCAGAAUUAAUCUUCACUUGGACGGGUAGGGACUAAUUAAUGAUAAUCAGCACAGGUUUGUUGUGGGGGAUCCUGUCUGACCAUUUUGAAUGAAAUUUGUGUAUUGCUGAGAGUGUGUUGACUAUUUGCUUUCUGUAAGGCCUUUGAGAGGGUCCCAAAUGGGAGGCUGGUCCAAAAGGUUAGAGCCCACAGGGUCCAGGGCAAUUUGGCAAACUGGAUCCAAACUGGCUUGGUAAUAGGAGGCAGGGGCUGAUGGUGGAGGGCUGUUUAUGUGAUUGGAAGCCCGUGACUAAUGGUGUAUCACAGGGAUUGGUACUGUGAUCACUGCUUGUUAUGUACAUUAACAAUUUGGACAUGAAUGUAGGAGGUAUGAAUAGGAAGUUUGCAGAUGGCAUGAAAAUGGGUGGUGGAGUUGACAGCGAAGAGAGUAGUUAUAGACUGCAUGAUAGUGAUUAGUUGAAAGAUGAGCAGAGCAACGACAAUUUAAUCCUGAUAUGCAUGAGGCAAUGCAUAGGGUAGAACAUGCACAAUGAAUGGUAGGGCUCCAAGGAGUAUUGAGGAACAGAGGGACUUCAUUGUCCAAAUCCAAGGAUCCUUGAAGCAACAUGGGUAGAUAAGGUGGGACAUGGGAUAUUUGCUUUCAUUAGCUGUGGCAUAGAAUUUAAGAAUAAAGACGUUAUGAUUCAACUUUAGAAAAAAUAGUUAGGCAACAGUUGGAGUACCGUGUGCAGUUGUUACUGCCACACUAUGGGAAGGAUGUGAUUGAACAGGAGAGGAUGCAGAUGAGAUUUGCCAGGAUGUUGCCUGAGAUAAAGCAUUUUCAGUUAUGAGAAGAGAUUCAGUUAUUGUUUUGUUUGUUUUGCUUGGAACAGAGGAGCUGAGGGGGGAUUUGACAGUUAUACAAAAUAAUGGGGGGCAUAGAUAGGAUAGUUAGUAGGAAACUUUCCCAUAAAAGAGGCCUCUAAAAGUAGAGGGUAUUGGUUUCGGGUCAGGGAUACGAAGUUUAGAGUGGAUUUGAGGAAGAACAUUUUCAAGCGGAGGAUGAUUGGACUUUGGAACACACUGCCUGUGUGGGUGAUGGAGGCAGGUACUCUAACAGGACUUAAGUAGUGUCGAGAUGAACAUGUAAACUGCCAAGGCUUAGGAGCAAAUGCUUGUACUUUGGUACUUGACGGUUAGCAUGGAUUUGCUGGGCCAAAGGGCUUGUUUCUGUGCUGUAUUUACUCUAAUGACACCAACUUGCUCCAUCUCAAAGCUGCUGUUGUCCACAGUUCCACUUUGUUCUCUGUCAUAUUGUGCUGCAACAGAUGACAAUUUUCCUUCCUUUUUGAUGAAACACAAACUUAUAUAGCUAAUGAAUUCCAAUACCUGUCCUGAAUUUUCUACCCUUUCACCUCUUCUGACCCUAUUUCUCCCUCUAGUUUCACCCCCUGCUAUGUUUACACCUUCCCUUCCGAUCUUCUCUCUGAUCCUUAAUGAUCAGUCUUCAGCAGGGCCUCAUCGUUGUCCCCCUGGUUCUCAUCUUAAUGAAUUCUGAGCCGGAUGUGGUUUUGAACUCUUCUUCCUCCAUCAUCUCCUCUGUGCCCAUUUCUUUGGCCAGGAGUUAUCUCAGACUGUAGACCCUUUCUCCCAACUCCAGAAUUCCUUAUCCACUGGACCUCUCCCUCUGGCCUCUUAGCCUUCCUGGAUCUAUUCAAUGCUAAUUGGCUACAAGACAUUAACCACCUUGAUUUUCCCAUCCUGUGCAUUUACUCCAAUCUAUAACUUUUCUGAACA
Pristis pectinata (smalltooth sawfish) is the source of this 5057-nucleotide messenger RNA. RefSeq names its product mitochondrial nicotinamide adenine dinucleotide transporter SLC25A51-like. NCBI's taxonomy places the organism in Eukaryota, Metazoa, Chordata, Chondrichthyes, Rhinopristiformes, Pristidae. The coding region runs from base 329 to 1222 and encodes 297 amino acids. The record is from RefSeq and is a predicted model, not a curated record. The transcript has 3 exons.